UUGGAGAUUUCCAUACUACUGUCUUUGAAUCUUUUGUACAUAUUUGGAAUUUUCAAUCUUUUCAGUGUAAAGCCAGUAUGCUUUAUGACUCUAGAUAGAAAGAUGAAUAUAAAUAGGAACGUGUUAUGUAUAAAGUAAAUAUCAUACACAAAAUGUUUUAACGUUGAGAUCUUUACACUUAAAGUACAUAUGAUGACCAAUUGUCGAUAUUGAUAUCAUUUAGUGCUUGGAUUGUAGAGUAAUCUGAAACUUAAGUUCAAGUUUACUGAUAAGCACAAAGCCUUUGAAACCUGUAUGAUUUUCUUAUCUUUACUGUUUUCAUUAAUUAAUGGUUUAAUAAUGUACUGUAUAUAUUGCUAGUGUUUGGUUUACUGUUGUGUCAAUAUGAUUUUAUCCACUGCUAUAUUAUUUUGACGUUUAAGAUUUUGUCUAGUCCCAAAAAGUAAUUUUUUCAGACUCUGUUCUGUAUGUUUUUAUUCAUUAUCAAUAGGUUCCCCAUUACUUCUCCAGCUAAGGUUUACAUCUCUUAAAGGAAAAUUAUUUUGUUUUCAUUCUUAAAGAAGAUUUCACUCUACGUUUUUUGUUUGCUCUUUUUGUUUCUUUCUUUUUCUCCAAAGCAAGUUCUGGUGUGAAAUUUUUGUAUAUAUUUGUUGGUUUUGAUUACUGACUAGAAGGCUCAGGUAGGACUGUUUUCCCUUGUGCUCUUGUUGCCUGUCCAUAGUUUAUUGUCUUAUUCAACUGCAGGAAAAGAUUAGAAAAUGCUAACACCUAACACUUGCUAAACUUUCCCAGGUAACAUCUGAUGCGUUAGUCAUCCUAUUUUCCAAUCCAUCCUCUUGCUGUCCAUCAUCUAAUUUAAAUCUCAACAUUGUCAUUAUUUCUUCCUUCUGUUCACUUUUGUGUCCUCUGUUUUCUUGCCUCAGACUAGAAGUUGCUCUUUCUAUAUCAAUGGAUAGAGGCGUGAGUAAAUUGGCUUCAAAUUGUGAUUAUUUGCACAUCUGACUCAAUUAGUCUAUUUUGACUCCCGGGGAUUGCAAGUAACAGUUAUGGGGCAUAGACAUUUGUAUAACACAACCCCAUUGUUUGAGGGUGAGCCUGACCAGAAUUGGAAUCAUAUGCAUACUGAUCAACAUUAUGUGAACCUUGGUAGGACUAGCACUGCAGAGAAUGGUUCCUAUUUUUAUCCUGUGGAAAAUGUGUCCAUAGAUAGCACUUCUUUCCCCUCUCAUUGGAACCCUGCAACAAGGUCAAAUGGAUAUGCAUCUUCAAGUCUCAACAUUGAAGUACCUCCUCAUCAAUCAGAUACAUCAGGCGCUUCAAAUGAUCAUUUUAUACAUUCGUCUAGUGCUGGAGCUUUCUUUGCAGUAUCUAAUAAUUGUGUGCCUCAGCCGCCUGCGGCCAAUUAUGACAGACCACCAUUUCAGGUUGAUGGUGGUUUUAUUGAUCUUACGAUGGGAAGUGGACGAGGGCCUCACAAGCGAAAGAGCCCUGGAAUUCCAUCAGUCUAUGAGAGAGGCGGUUCAAGCAGAUAUUUCAAUGCUGGGAGUUCAACUGAUGUUCCUAUAUCUUCAGAAUCGCGGCCCGAGAAGCCAAAUAUAGAUUCUCAAUAUAUGCCCUGGGAUCAUGUUCCUAUGACAUCCACAGUCAGAGGUGCAGGCCACUCAAUAAAGGGUGAGAGUUCUUUGAGGAAUGUGAGGAGCCGUUCUGCACUUGAUUUGGAAUCCAACCUUUCUAGGACCCAUUUACCAAGUAAUCAUUCGCACAACUCCUACUCUACUAUCCCACCAGUUGACCAUUCUAGCAUGAUGGAUCUUUCAGGUCAGAUUUCUACCUCUUUGACAGGGGAUUGGAGCCAAAUGAACAUAUCUCCUGCUAAUGGAAGGGUGUUAUUACCAGAUGCCGGUGCUUAUGGUCUUGAGUCAAGUCACUUCCUUGCUGGAAGUGGUGCUACUGCUAGUAAUGCUUCUGUUGAUGUUGGGAGCUUCCAUCAUGAAUUUGGUACAAGCAGAAAUCCUACUGGUCCUCAAAGUUUUCAUAAUCUGACUCAGACUGCUAGGGGAAUCCGAAGUAACUAUUCUCAGAGAUCAGCCCCAACUUUUAGGGCUUCUUCAAGCACGCACUUGGGACAUGUGACACCAUUGGAUGAUGGAUUGCCCAUGGUAGCUGAAAGUUACUCUUCUAGACAUCAAAGGCCAUUAUCCAGCAUUGGAUGGCGGAACAGUGAUCGAAAUGGGAGGGCAAGAAUUUCUAGUGAAAGAUAUCGAUCAUUGGCUAAUGAGGCCGGUCUCCAUGGUCGAAUUUCCCCUGAGGGUUUCAUGAUUGUCGAUCGCGCAUCAAUGUAUGGUUCAAGGAAUAUGCUUGACCAGCACAGAGACAUGAGGAUGGACAUAGAUAACAUGAGCUAUGAGGAACUACUUGCACUUGGUGAGAGGAUUGGCCAUGUUAACACGGGAUUAUCCGAGGAUUCGUUUUCCCAGUGUAUGACAGAAACAAUAUAUUGUUCAUCUGAGCAAGGUCAAGACGAAGGAAGCUGUGUAAUCUGUCUGGAAGAAUACAAGAACAUGGACGAUGUUGGGACACUUAAAACUUGUGGACAUGAUUACCAUGUGAACUGCAUUAAGAAGUGGUUAUCUAUGAAGAAACUAUGUCCUAUCUGCAAAGCUUCUGUUAUGCCCGAGGAUAAGAUGAACAAAUAAAUAAAUUAUACUGUAGUAUGAUUAAUCUCACUCUGUAUAUAUAUUUGGACAUCCUUCAAAGUGGAGGAAACAGACUUGCUUUUAGAGAAGUUGAACAGGACUGCUACUGUGUUCAUGUAUUUAUUUUAGUCUUUGAAUUCAAUUACAUGGAGCCUUGAAAUUGCUA
Molecule: messenger RNA, 2862 nt
Organism: Lotus japonicus
Lineage: Eukaryota; Viridiplantae; Streptophyta; Magnoliopsida; Fabales; Fabaceae
Product: probable E3 ubiquitin-protein ligase ZFP1
Exons: 7
Coding region: 1047-2696 (549 amino acids)
Molecular function (GO): ubiquitin protein ligase activity
Source: RefSeq, a predicted model, not a curated record